AUGUCAGGACUCCGGAGACGCAUCUUUGGCACGUCGUCUGCAGACACUCCUUCCCUAACACCCGAACAGUCGCGACCAGGCACGCCGACAUCCGAAGAAGUCCGCGUCGUGUCGGCAAAGAAACUCGAGAAACUCACGGCGCAACACAAGGCCAAGGGCACAAAGAGACGCAAUGCCUGGGUCUUUGGGUUGGGAGGCCUGUUUGGCAUUCUCAUUGCCGGCUUCUUCGCGUCUAGCAAUGAGGUCUUCGAUAUGCAGGCCUUGAGAGACAUGAAUCUCGAUUCUAUCCUUGAUGUGCUGCCUGCUGGUUUGAUCAAAGAUGCCCAUGAACUUCAGAAACAUCAACGAGACGCCAUUGCAUAUGAUUCCUUUGCUGUCGGUCUACACGCUCAAUCUCAAGGUAUAACAGCCAAACACCCCGUUAUCAUGAUUCCCGGUGUCAUCUCGACCGGUCUUGAGAGUUGGAGUACGGAAGAGGACUCGCGACAAUAUUUCAGAAAGAGACUAUGGGGCAGUUGGAGUAUGAUGCGCGCUCUAGUUCUGGACAAGGCUGGUUGGAAGAGACACAUCAUGUUGGACAAGAAGACUGGUCUGGACCCGCCAGGAGUCAAGCUGAGGGCUGCCCAAGGCUUUGAUGCUACCGACUUCUUCAUCACUGGAUACUGGAUCUGGAACAAGAUUUUGGAAAACCUCGCUACUAUUGGAUACGACCCCACGAAUGCUUUCACCGCCGCCUACGACUGGAGAAUGAGCUAUAUGAACUACGAGAUCCGCGACCAAUACUUUACUCGUCUGAAGAAUCACAUCGAAACGGCUAAGCAUAUAUCUGACAGAAAGGUUGUUCUCCUGAGUCACAGCAUGGGCUCUCAAGUCUUGUACUACUUUUUCCACUGGGUCGAGACCGAAGGUUAUGGCAACGGUGGUGAAACAUGGGUGGACGACCAUAUCGACUCGUGGAUCAACAUCUCUGGAUGUAUGCUCGGAACACCAAAGGGCCUGCCUGCAGUGCUGUCCGGCGAGAUGAAGGAUACUGCACAACUCAACGCCUUUGCAGUCUAUGGCCUGGACAAGUUUUUGAGCCGCAACGAAAGAGCAGAAAUGUUCCGCGCCAUGCCCGGUAUCUCUAGCAUGCUGCCCAUUGGCGGUGACGCAGUCUGGGGAGACGAACAUGGCGCUCCUGACGACCGUCCCGACCAAAACGUCACCUAUGGCAAAUUCCUCAGCUUCCGCCAUCUGAAUUCUACACAGUUACCGAAAAAGAACCUUACCGUUGAGCAGUCUCGCGCUUACCUCUUCAACACCACGGAAGAUUGGUACUCGGAGGCCGUACUCAACUCCUACUCCUUCGGCAUUGCUCACACCAAAAAAGAAGUAGAAGAGAACCAGAAGAUUCCUCGCAAAUGGUCUAACCCACUGGAAACCCGUCUCCCCAAAGCACCAAAUAUGAAGAUCUUCUGCUUCUAUGGUAUUGGCAAGGAGACUGAGCGCGCAUACUAUUACCGCGAAGACAACGAGCCCGGCAGCAACAACGAUGUCAUGAUCGAUACCGCAGCCACAUUCCUGAACCCAGAUGAGGAUCACGUAGCCGACAGAGGCGUGGUCAUGGGAGAAGGCGAUGGUACCGUCAAUCUGCUGAGUACAGGAUAUAUGUGUAACAAGGGUUGGAGAAUGAGGAGGUACAACCCUUCAGGGAUCAAGAUUACGACCUUUGAGAUGCCUCAUGAGCCUGAUCGAUUCUCGCCUCGUGGUGGACCUAACACUGGUGACCAUGUUGAUAUUCUUGGUCGUGCAUCUCUCAAUGACUUGAUCUUGAGAAUUGCAGGUGGCAAGGGUCAUGAGAUCAACGAGACCAUCUACAGCAACAUUACACAAUAUGCUGAGAAGGUCAAGAUUUGGGAUGACUGA
Aureobasidium melanogenum CBS 110374 is the source of this 1905-nucleotide messenger RNA. Its product is annotated as LACT-domain-containing protein. The transcript is spliced from 3 exons. Gene Ontology annotation, biological process: lipid storage; triglyceride biosynthetic process. Lineage: Eukaryota; Fungi; Ascomycota; Dothideomycetes; Dothideales; Saccotheciaceae. The coding region runs from base 1 to 1905 and encodes 634 amino acids. Gene Ontology annotation, cellular component: perinuclear endoplasmic reticulum; cytoplasm. The record is from RefSeq and is a predicted model, not a curated record. Gene Ontology annotation, molecular function: phospholipid:diacylglycerol acyltransferase activity.